AUGAUUGCGGCUCUAACAAAAGGUCAAGAGGAGGAAGACCGAGCAAAGGAGGACAACAAGAAGGAACUACCCGCAACAUCCACUUCGAAAGAAGGAAAGCUCCAAAAGAAAGUGGGUAAGAAGGUUGUACCAUCCUUCCCGAAGAUAAAACCCUUGCGACACGAAGAUCAAAGGUUCACGCCCUUGAAUCCUGGUGUCAAUGAAGUGUUCAUGGAGAUUAGAAGGGACCUAGCUUUCAGGUGGCCGAAUAAGUUGUGGGGUGAUCCGAGGAAGCGAGAUCGAACAAAGUUCUGUGAGUAUCAUAAUGAUCAUGGGCAUUUGACGGAAGAUUGUGUAACCCUGCGACAGGAAAUCGAAACCUUCAUUAGAAAUGGAAGGCUUGUGAGAUUCCUUGCAGGAGAGAGCAAUCGAGAUGCGAUUCACCAACAACCCCUCCUGUUGGAUGCGAACCGAGAUGUAGGGAGACAAGAGCUGAGAUGUGAUCGAGACAAUGAUCCGAGAGUGGAUUCGAGAGCACCUCGGGACCAAGGAGUAGUAGGUGAAAUCCACACUAUUUUUGGAGGAAUAGUUGGUGGAGGACAGUCGAACUCAGCCAGGAAGGCUUAUGCAAGGAAAAUGCAGACUGAAGAGGUCCUCUCAGUGCAAAGACCUUCUAAGGUUGCAUGGAAAGACUCAAUGAUCCUUUCUUUCUCCGAAGAAGAUGCCAGGGGGUAA
Molecule: messenger RNA, 714 nt
Organism: Corylus avellana
Lineage: Eukaryota; Viridiplantae; Streptophyta; Magnoliopsida; Fagales; Betulaceae
Source: RefSeq, a predicted model, not a curated record